AUGGCAAAAUCCACUCGACGCCCUUCAGUUAUCACGAAACGCACCCAUAUCCGCCAACAAAAGCAUGAGGCUACCUUUCCCUCUGACAUCUCUGCCCCUCAUGGAAUCCUCGACAGCGUCAUCGUCUCCAUAGGCUAUGCAGGCCUCGCCGCCUACUGCUAUCUCAACCCGCAAAAGUUUUCUGCUCGUGAAAUAGCGGCCGUCUCAGUGUCCACCCUCGCCGUAUCCUAUGGCCUCUACGACUUCGGGAAGCGCAACGGCAUGAUUCGAGGUGCAUCGUAUGCUCUUCGCACAGACAACGGCGAGUCCGAGACUGGGCCGAAAGGAAUAGACUACAUGGAAGAUUACUUGCGCAAGGAGUUCAGGGGACAGGAAUUCGAGGAUUUGAAGACACCCGAGGAGAAGAUUGAGUGGUUGAGGAAGGAGGAGAAGAGGAUUAGGGCUGGCAUGACGGACAUGCAGAUGAGCUGCGGACAAGCGUAUAUCGCGAAGGAGGAGGCGUAUGCUUCGUACGAGAAGCUGGGCGCGUAUGGGGGCCUGGAUUGGAAGAAAUACAACGAUGCGGAUAGGGAGUGUCAAGAGCUUUACAACGGGUAUGAGAAGGCGCAGAACAGGCUGAGGAGAAUUCGGGAAGAGAUCAAGGAGCAUGAAAAUGAGAUAAUAUUUCGCCCAAUCACUUUCCCUUUUGGUGUCAUGGUCCAAUUCGAACUUUUUGUCUUCGUUACCACUACCACAGCCAUCACGAUUCAUGGCAUGCUGCUUCACGUCAUCGAGUCUACAAUGGAUUGCAAAGCAACCAAGCAAUGGAUCGAAUUUUGA
Lachnellula hyalina is the source of this 819-nucleotide messenger RNA. RefSeq lists its product as uncharacterized. NCBI's taxonomy places the organism in Eukaryota, Fungi, Ascomycota, Leotiomycetes, Helotiales, Lachnaceae. The record is from RefSeq and is a predicted model, not a curated record. Bases 1 to 819 code for a protein of 272 amino acids. The transcript has 2 exons.